Messenger RNA from Parnassius mnemosyne (clouded apollo), 612 nucleotides. Lineage: Eukaryota; Metazoa; Arthropoda; Insecta; Lepidoptera; Papilionidae. The record is from the annotation of a GenBank genome assembly.
AUGCCGUUUGGAUUGUGCAAUGCUCCAGCAACGUUUGAAAGGUUGAUGGAGCUUGGAUUUACCGGGCUAAUUGGAGAUGCCUGUCUGGUCUACUUGGAUGACAUCAUCAUCGUAGGCCGUACGUUUGAGGAACACCUUCAAAACCUGGAACGCAUGCUCAUGAAGAUCCAGAAUGCCAACCUCAAGUUGAGUCCGAAGAAGUGCUCACUAUUCAAACGGCAAGUUAGCUUUUUGGGGUAUGUAGUGUCGGAAGAAGGUAUCCGCACGGAUCCAGAGAAAAUUGCCGCUGUCAAGGAUUGGCCGGCUCCAAAAGACAAGACACAGGUUAGAGCAUUUUUGGGUUUGUGCUCUUAUUAUCGGCGAUUUGUGAAGAACUUUGUAGAUAUAACCAAACCUCUGCACAGGCUAACCGAGGAGAAGCGACAUUUCUGCUGGGAUGGAAGUUGCAAUAUUGCAUUCCAGGAGCUCAAGAACCGUCUGUGCAAAACACCUAUUUUAGGGUACCCUGAUGCGGGCAAGGAAUUUAUAGUUGACACAAACGCAAGUGAUAUAGGAUUUGGCGGUGUGUUGUCUCAACGGAAUGGUGAUCAAGACAACGCAUCUGCGUUUUGA